AUGCUAAAGAAACCGCGACGCCGACGCCGUGGCCGAUCCCCAUUACCGGCGAUGAGAUGGCCAUCAGCGCCCAUGACGGCACCACCGUUCCAGAAAAUCCCACCAUCCCCAUUGGCUUCUCCAGCUCCGAUCGCUCGUUUCGUCGACGAUGAGCCGAAUCCUAUCAAAAGUCUUUCCGUUGGAAGAAGAAUUGGGAAAACGAUUGGGAAAGCCGUAAGAUGGGAACAACGUCGUCAUUCACUCGGCCGAGAACGACGACAGAAAUCAUCGGUUUUCCUCGAGACCGAGAGUCAUUCAGCUGCCGAAAUCGAGCAUUCGUCGACCAGUAAUGAU
Molecule: messenger RNA, 333 nt
Organism: Mesorhabditis belari
Lineage: Eukaryota; Metazoa; Nematoda; Chromadorea; Rhabditida; Rhabditidae
Source: the annotation of a GenBank genome assembly